Molecule: messenger RNA, 2511 nt
Organism: Mixia osmundae IAM 14324
Lineage: Eukaryota; Fungi; Basidiomycota; Mixiomycetes; Mixiales; Mixiaceae
Exons: 8
Coding region: 1-2511 (836 amino acids)
Biological process (GO): transcription by RNA polymerase III
Cellular component (GO): transcription factor TFIIIC complex
Molecular function (GO): protein binding
Source: RefSeq, a predicted model, not a curated record
AUGACAGAGCAGCCUGCUCAGCCAUCUGGCUCUCAUGUCACGCUUGAUGAUCCCGCUGAGCCGGCAGACAGCGCAACGCCCGAAGCGAUUCCUCAAAAUGCAGCAACGAGCACCGAGCCCGUCGUGACGGCACGACGUAAGCGACCCCGUCUCAACUUGCCGCCUGCCAAUCCAGAGUUGGAUGAGGACGGUAUGCCCAUCAUCUUGCAACAGCAGUGGCCACCGCCCGCGUACGACGAGCAUGGCAAUCUGUACAAGAAGAAAGGCAGACCCAAAGGAGCUACUGCUGCCAGACGACUCGAGCUAGAAGCUGCAAAGCGGAUGUUACAACGUGCAAACAAGAAGGAACUUUCACUUGAUCCCACGCUGCCCGUCUUGGGACCUGAUCUCACCUUUGUUGACCCUCAAACGGGUGAGGAACUCGAGGGAGAAGUGAAACGACAGGCGAGGAGAGCUGCUGUGGCUGCUCGCAAAGCCGAGCGGGAGGCCGAGGAAGCGGAGCGUCAGAAGGCGAUAUCCAUCGAGCAGGAGAGAGAGCGCGCAAGGAUUGCGGAACGGGACAGAAAUAGAGCCAAGAAACCUAAACCGCGUCAGGACAGCAUCAUACCAGAAGAAAUCGAAGCUUUCUCAGACGGACAGUCAGAACGAACGCAAAGCAGUCUUGAAGGCAACGAUAUUGCCUCAUCGGACGAUUCUCAGGCAGAUCCAGAGCAGGAUAGCCUAGACCGCCGCCGGUCUCGUUCGCUCUCGGCCUAUGAUCCUUCGGGCGACGAGAAGCCGACGCGAGCGAGACAGCCCGUCCGCCAACGACGCAAGCGUGCAACAGUAUCGCACACGAGGCCUGACCUAGGCCAGCUUUCGUCUCUUGUGGAGCCUGUUCGACCUCUACUCGAAGUGCACACUUUCAAUAAGGCGCGCACAACAGCGAAUGAACCAGACAGCGUCGUAUCCCAAGUUGCCCUGGAACUUACCUUCAUUUCGAAUGCUGGCGCCUUGGCACACAAAGCAUUUUCGCUCCAUGAUCCGCAGCCACAGUCUGCAGACACAGUCAUGCGUCGCAAGCAAGCCUUCACAUCUGCUUUCAAGGUCCUCGAUCCAGACACUGCCGAUUGUCGAGCAUAUCUCCCAAAUGGUCUUCGAAAUGUCGAGACAAGAGAGACCAGAGAUCCUCGCCAGGCUGAAAAGAUAGACCAAGUCAAUACAAAGCAAUCUGCAACUGACAACCAUCUCUUCUGCCGCCUCGUUCCUCGUGUAGAAGGACAGGCGGAAGAUCUGAGAGCUCUGCGUUCCUUCGAGUCGCUGCAUCUCGCCAACGACUUCAGCCAAUUUCCCGCGCUUUUGAUCAACGCCGGCGCCCAAGUCUCAAGUCUCGCGUGGUGUCCGGUCGAGAAUUCUGCAGAUCAUACAUACUUGGCGAUUGCGACGCUCGACAGUGAGCAGCCGAUUCCCCUCUUGCCCGAUUCCGGCCGUCAAAAGGGCGGCAUACAAAUUUGGCAAUUCGCGUCGUCUGGUUUGAGUCGUCCCGUGCUCGCUAUGAUGAUCUGUCUCGAUGUAGGCCAUGUCACUCAGAUCAGAUGGAUUCCUGCCCCUUGCUACGCGAGCGAGCUGAUGGGUACCUUAUCGCUCGUAUCUACAAGUGGUCUCGUCUAUCUACUGGAUGUUCCUUUGCCAGUGGAUCAAAGCGAAGAGCAAGUAACGGUCUAUCUGCGGCCCAAAGCAGCCUUAGCCGAGCUCGAGCUCGAUCUCGGCGCGAUGAUCAGCAUCGACUGGAUUUCAGGGACCGAGCUCGUUGCGGGUACCACCACGGGUCAGUUGGCUAGAUGGCACGUCGAGCGAGACGAGUCGCUCAGGUCAUGGCGUGCGCGUUUGCUAGCGAUGCGAGGUUGCGCAAAUGGGCCUAUACAUGCCGUCGGUCAGGUGUCGCCCACAGCCACGCUUGCCACCUCGCUGGAUGGCUUCAUUUACAUCAUAGAUUGGCGACACGUAUUUCAGAUCAGCCGGCUUAAUGAAGAAGCAGAUGUUACUAUUCGUGCUGUCUGGUCAUCACAGCGCAAAGCGAUCAUACACACCAAUCUUGAAGGCCAAGCGCUUGCUGCAGUGGUCGGACGACCAUCCGAAAUCGUUCUUGCUGACGGACGAGCACCCUAUUUUGCCCUAGUAACAUCUUUGCACCAUUCGCUUGUCGCGCUAGCGUCAGCAAGCGGCGCAGUCGAGCUCAUUGACAGUGCUCUGACCGGCGUGCAGUCAAGUCGCACGAUCUAUACACUCAAGCGGGGUCGUCUGUCAAAUGAGCUUGCUUUGUUUCCCGGUACGUCCGGCGAGCGGCAAUUCUUCUUUGACGACGCCAAACGAACUCCAGCAAGCGUCAAUCCGGCAAACUAUGCGCCCGAGCAAGCAGCCCUUGUCUGUGCAUGGCAUCCCUCACAUCGCUGCACUGGACUGCUUGCUAGCGGCCAUUACAACGGCAUAGUCCGGAUCGAUUGGUUCAAUGAAGAGCGCGACGAUGCGUGA